Molecule: messenger RNA, 1939 nt
Organism: Vicia villosa (hairy vetch)
Lineage: Eukaryota; Viridiplantae; Streptophyta; Magnoliopsida; Fabales; Fabaceae
Exons: 1
Coding region: 571-1698 (375 amino acids)
Source: RefSeq, a predicted model, not a curated record
AGAAUCAAUUUUACCGUUUACCGUCCAUUUGUGAACAGAAGAAUUAGAGUUUAGGAUAAACUUCACUCAACAGAGAUGAUCUAAACAAUUUUGAGAGGAACACAUUUUCAUAUGACUUUAGUCUCUGCCAACAUUAAAUCAAGGGUCAUAAAAUCAUUAUCCACCACCCUAGACACAUUUAAGUCAUGCAUGCUACCCAAAAUCCCCAAACUACCACUAUACAUAGUACUACUAUGUUCUUAUCCAAUAACAUCACUAUGUGUAACCAUGCAUGACCCCACUUUUUGGACCCAAUCUCCACAUCUCAUCACUCAUCACUCCAACCAACACGUACCCACCCUACAUUUCCAAGUGUCCCUUUCCCCUUCUUUCUCCCUUCAUGUUGCCUCUUUCUCAUAGGUCACUUUUCAUAACCUCUUCAUCAACACUAUACUCUCACCUUAACCUCUCUUCCAAUCUCCCCCCUCUUUAUAACAACCUCUUUUCCAUAACCCUUCACUACCUAGAAUCAUCCAUUCCAACAAGUUUUUCCUUUGGAGAUAUUAAGGUAAUAAACAUAGUACAACAACCAUGAUCAAAACCUUAAGUCCUUACCCAAAUCCGGCUAAAACAGCUGAGAUUAUGUCAAGAUAUAGACCUAUUGCACCAAAGCCAGAAACAUUAUCAAGUAACAACUCAAUGAGUGAUGGAUCCUCUUCAUCAAACUCACUUUCUCAAAAAUUCAAACAAUCUCCUUAUCUUAGGAAUCUUUGGCCACAGUUACAAGCAAGACCAACAAGGACAAGAAAACGAGGUAGAGCUCCUCUUUCACUACCCUCUUCUUUGAAGAGACAAAAAACACAUGUCUUAGGUUUUUGUCAACCUUUGCAUGUAACAUCUCCUAUGAAAAACCUUUCUUUACAAGGUAAUAAUUUUGUUCCUCCAACUUCACUUCCUCAACUUCCUCAUCCAAAUCAUGGAAUUGGAGUUCUCAAUUCCAAUCAUUUGGAGAAAAAUGUGAAUUUGGUUACUCUCCCUCUUCUUCCUUGUUCUCCUAAUUCUCCUUCAUCACCUCAUCAUGAUAAUGCAUCAAAAUUUGAAUUAGAGGUGAUAGAUUUGAACAAAACCAAAGGUGAAAUUCCACAAGAGAUAGACCUCUUGCAACAGCUUCAAAAACCAGCUUCUAUCUCCUCCAAUAAUGUCAUCAAUGUAAUCGCGCCGCAACCGAUUCGACCGAUAGGUUCAUGCAUUAGUGUUGGUUGCAUUAGCAUUAAUGAAGUUUCAAAUAUACCACCUUUGACACAACAAAAACCUAAGAAAUCAGAGGAAUUGGAACAGGAGUUUGAGUCAGAGGAAUUGCCAGCUGUGAUAUCAGACUCAAACAACAGAGUCAGGAUGGUGAAUUCAGCAUACAAACAAAUGGUGGGUCAACCAGAAUGUCCAUGGCUAGAAGUUCAAUGUGGUCCAACAUCCUCAUGCAAGAGGAUUAGUGGUGAGGUAACAUUGCAAAUUUCGGAUUCUUCAAUUAUACCAAUUUCCUCAAAUGGGUUCUCUUGUUGGGUGAGGAUUGAAUGGGAAAAUGAUGGAAAGAAGAAAAAUUGUGUGAAUGCUUUUUGUGAUGUUGUGAGGUUGUCUUGUGAUCAAUCAAGGGACUAUGUUUUCACUUGGAGGUUUCAUACUCGUUCUAGGGAAGCUUCUCAAUCUAGUUGUAAUGCAUGAAAAUUGAAACUUUGCACAUAGUUUGUUUGGAGUGUAAUCUAUAGUGUGAGUAAUUAAUUUCUUUGUUUGUUUGUUAUCUAGUUUGUUGUUUGUUUGUUAUCUAGUUUGUAGAUACUAUAUAUGUGUAUAUAGUAUUAGGGACCAUGUAUAGCUUGUUUUAAUUAAGUUUCUUUUUUUUUUACUUUGAAGUGUACAACAAGUCUUUGUGCUAAAAUUAUGUGAAUGUAUGAAGGAGAAGCUA